Molecule: messenger RNA, 1271 nt
Organism: Drosophila subpulchrella
Lineage: Eukaryota; Metazoa; Arthropoda; Insecta; Diptera; Drosophilidae
Exons: 5
Coding region: 537-1151 (204 amino acids)
Source: RefSeq, a predicted model, not a curated record
CAACAAGUUAUUUGUAACGCAAUUUUUAUAUUGCGUCUUAAAAAGGUCACUUUGAUCCCAGUUUAAAACUUGAAGUAUUUAAUAACUUUAAAAUAAAAAAAAAACAUACCUUUACAUAUCUAAACUUUAGCAUCUUGUACACCUUUCAUUGAAGAAGAACCACGACAAAGUGAAAAACUAUCAACGCUCUAAUUUAGUCACAAGACUAUUGGAAACUAAUUCCACUGGAAGCCUAUUCCCCAAAAAAUAGUUAAUGCGCAAUAGCAAACCGUUAUACCCGCGUAUACCCUGUAGUGAGUAACUUAAGCAGGCGAUGUUCACCUACAUAUGUAUGUUUGUAUGUACAUAAACCAAACAGAUAACAUAAACACACUGCGCAUAGAAAGGAAGAGGAGGAGAAGGAGAAGGAAUAGGCUUAAAGUUUCCGGCCCUAAAGUUAACUGAAGACCAAACAUCAAGUGCUGUUAUCAAGUGACCACUGUACUUGCAUUUAUCUACAUAUCUGGGUUGCCUUUGUUACACUUUUCGCGAUUCAAAUGGCCGACGUGCGAAACCGUACUCGUCAAAUAUCAUUGUGCCGCAAUCAACAAACAUUCAUCAAAUUUUUGACACACAAAUGUCGGCACUGCUACACGAUGAAACUGGUGGGCGUUAAAUCCUGGGACACGCCCAAUUACGGCCUGAAGAUCAGCAUGUUCGACAAGAACAACUCGAUGUCCUCGGUGACCACUGUGCGCCAGGAUGUGGCCAUUCCACUGUGGCAUCUCGUCCUUUUGCAACAUCCGCGCAAGCGGAGCUCCGCAUCGGCCGCCUCUCGAGCGGAAUUGCCGCGAACCCUCUACAAUUCGACGACGAAAACCUGUGACUUCUGGCGCUACAUUCGCCACGUGUCCGCCUGGAAUAAUGUGGCCAAGCUGAUGCUCUCGACGGGGGCCAGCAACAUGAGCCUCGCCUGCCCCCUGAAACAGGGCGUAUACGUGAUGAACCGCAUCCAGGUGCCGCCAGAAACGGCGAUCCUAAAGUUCAUGUACCACCCGAACACCAUGUACACCCUGGAGGGCACUGUCUACGCCCUGAACCCCAAGGACAAGGUCACCAAGAGGGCCCUGUGCUACUACGAGGUCAAUGCCACUAUCUAUAAGUCUUGCUAGGGAUCUCUUGAAAAAGAUUACUACGAUUUUUUUUGUUUUUUUUUUAAUUGGUUUUUAAUUGGUGGUAUAUACCAUAUAUAAUGACAUUCCAGAAAAAUCUUAUUAUAUAAAAGCAAAGGC